This is a messenger RNA of Solea solea (common sole), 3242 nucleotides long. RefSeq names its product mitofusin 1b (gene mfn1b). Gene Ontology annotation, molecular function: GTP binding; GTPase activity. Gene Ontology annotation, biological process: mitochondrial fusion; mitochondrion localization. Gene Ontology annotation, cellular component: mitochondrial outer membrane. The transcript is spliced from 18 exons. NCBI's taxonomy places the organism in Eukaryota, Metazoa, Chordata, Actinopteri, Pleuronectiformes, Soleidae. The record is from RefSeq and is a predicted model, not a curated record. The coding region runs from base 151 to 2442 and encodes 763 amino acids.
GACAGCGAAGCGUUGAUUAUCAGGUCAGCUCUGACCGCAGCGAGUUAUUUAUUAGCGCUGAAAGGGAUUCAGUGUUAUAUUAACGCUAAACAGUAUUAUUCGUGUUAUGAGAAGAGGACACUGGUUGUUCCAGGACUGUGAUUGAGCACCAUGGCUGCAGCUCCACCACUCAGACGGACAGACUCAGCUCGGGGCGAGUUUUCCCCUCUGAAGCACUUUGUUGUCGCCAAAAAGAAGAUCAGUGAUGUGUUUCUACAACUGUUGGAUUAUGUGAAAGAGACGUCAGAGUUUGUAGAAGAAACCUGUGGAAAUAAAGCUCUGGAGAAAAUUGCUCAUCAGGAUCAGAAGCUGGAGAUUCAGUCUUAUGCAGACAAACUUGCUAUUAUUAAAGAGGUGCUGGCACGCCGACAUAUGAAAGUGGCUUUUUUUGGCAGAACCAGUAAUGGCAAAAGCACAGUAAUCAAUGCUAUGCUGAGAGACCGCGUGUUGCCCAGUGGUAUCGGCCACACCACUAACUGUUUUUUGAGUGUGGAAGGCACAGAUGAGGACAAAUCUUACCUCAAAACAGAGGGCUCUGAUGAGGAGAAAAGCAUCAAGACUGUAAACCAACUAGCUCAUGCACUCCACAUGGAUGAGAGUCUGGAUGCUGGCUGUCUUGUACAAGUGUUUUGGCCAAAAACCAAGUGUGCACUGCUUCGAGAUGACCUAGUUCUUGUAGACAGCCCUGGGACCGAUGUUACAACACAACUAGACAGCUGGAUUGACAAGUUUUGCCUGGAUGCUGAUGUUUUUGUGCUGGUGGCCAACUCUGAAUCUACUCUCAUGAACACGGAAAAGCACUUUUUCCACAAAGUGAAUGAACGUCUCUCAAAGCCAAACAUCUUCAUCCUCAACAACCGAUGGGACGCCUCAGCAAAUGAACCAGAAUACAUGGAGGACGUGAGGAAGCAGCACACAGACCGCUGUGUCAACUUCCUUGUAGAGGAGCUGAAGGUCGUGGACCGUGAGCAGGCACCCAACCGCAUUUUCUUCGUCUCCGCUAAAGAGGUGCUCAACUCUCGCAUGCAGCGUGCACAGGGCAUGCCCGAAACAGGUGGAGCGCUGGCCGAGGGCUUCCAGGAGAGGUUGAAGGAGUUUCAGAACUUUGAGAGGAGGUUUGAGGAGUGUAUCUCGCAGUCAGCAGUGAAAACAAAGUUUGAGCAGCACACUAUCAGGGCCAAGCAGAUCACAGAAAAAGUCAAGAGCAUCAUGGACGCCAUCAACAUUGAGGCAGCGGAGAAACGAGUGGCAGCACUGGAAGACAGAGAGUAUCAGAUGGACCGGCUGGACUUUGUCAGGAAUCAGCUCAACUUGCUGAUCAGUGAAGUCAAGAAAAAGAUCAAGGCCAUAAGUGAAGAUGUGGAAUCCAAGGUGUCCAGUGCAAUGGGGGAAGAGAUCUGCCGCCUCCAUGUAAUUGUGGACGAGUUUCACGCCGACUUCCACCCGUCACCUCAUGUUCUCAAGAUCUAUAAGACUGAUCUGCUUACUCAUGUGGAGAAGGGGAUGGGGAAGAACCUGGCCUUCCGUUGCUCUGACGCUGUUAACGCUUCUGUUCAGUCCUCUCAAAGUUACAUGAUAGAUAGCAUGCUCCCUCUGCUUCCCUCCACUGCCCAGAGCCAGGUCCAGAUGCUGUUGCCCAACAGAAAGUUUGACCUAAGUUACGACCUUAACUUCUCCAAACUUUGCACUGACUUCCAGGAGAACAUUGAGUUUCAGUUUUCGUUGGGCUUGACAGUGUUAGUUCACCGCUUCCUGGGAUCAGUCAAUGCGCAGAGAGCACUCACACUGAUGGACCAGAACUUCCAGCAUGGCAUUACUCAGGCUCCUCGACCAGCUCUUCCCCCAGCCUGUACACCUUCCUCGGGACCGCCCUCCACAAUAUCUCAACCCAACCACGAGACGGCCGUCAUGACCCAGGAGGACAUGAUGUUAGCGAUGGCAACCAAUGUGGCUUCCCUCACCUCCCGCUCUUCAAUGGGUGUAAUCCUUGUUGGAGGAGUGGUGUGGAAAACAGUUGGCUGGAGGCUGAUCGCUCUGUCAGCCUCGAUGUAUGGCUUGUUGUACCUCUACGAGAGACUUACCUGGACAACAAAAGCAAAGGAGCGAACUCUGAAGAGCCAGUUUGUAGACUACGCAUCAGAGAAGCUGCAACUCAUAGUCAGCUUCACCAGUAGUAACUGCAGUCACCAGGUCCAACAGGAGAUGGCCACGACAUUUGCUCGGCUCUGUCAGCAGGUGGACCAGACGCAGAAAGAGCUUGAGGCAGAAAUCCGUCAACUGACAACCAAGAUCGAUCAGCUGGAGACCGUCCAGAGCCACUCCAAGAGUCUGCGACAUAAAGCCACAGACCUAGAGAGGCAGUUGGAGGAGUUCACAAACCAGUACCUGCAGCCACAGCAGUGAUUUCUCCAGUCAUUGGUCAUUCACAAUGUCCUCCUUACUACGCCCGGACCUCAUCACCCACAUUACACCACGGACACUGUGGUGUAGUGAAAAGAGCGUAUGAUUAAUCUCAACAGACAAUAAAUCCAAGUCUAUUUUGAUGGUCAAUGAAAUGCCAUACAUCAUAAUGCCAGAUUUAAUUUGGCUUUUGAAAAUCUUCAAAAUCUUUGAAAGAUUUUGUCCUUUUUGUACAUUUUAAUGUGUAUAUAACUUUUUUUUGGUCACAUCUUCUAUUCAAAAUGAAUCGAUAAUUGAAGUAGUAAAUGCAUUAUAAGAAUCUAGAGUUUGUCUCUUACUGGACAGAGAAAUUUGAAGGCCCAGACAUGACAGUAUUUUCGUGUCCUCUGCUGCCAGGUGCUUAAGAGACAGUGGUGGGGAAAAAAACUGUAAAACUAAAUCUGUAAUAAAAUUGUGGAUUCUUGGAGAAAAAUGACACUCCACCAGGACGUGACAGAAUCUCGACUGGUGUGAAACUACCUAUCAGGUGUUAUAUUUUGACACUAACAUGCUUCGAACUGUGACUAUGCCUUUUUUUUUUUUUGACUUUUGUGAAGCAAAUUAACUUUGUCUGUAUGAUUGUACAGUGCAUCUGUUCAGGCACAUUACCUACUGUAUUGUAGCAACAACAAAAUAAAUAUAUUUAAUAAUAAAAAGGGAAACACUUUUCUUACCUGGUAAAGCAUGUCUUCAAAAUGCUGAAGGUUUGUGUUCUAUUUUCUACCAUCGUAAACUGUACAAAUAAAGGCUUUGGAAAAACUUCA